Aspergillus melleus is the source of this 1044-nucleotide messenger RNA. RefSeq lists its product as uncharacterized. Lineage: Eukaryota; Fungi; Ascomycota; Eurotiomycetes; Eurotiales; Aspergillaceae. Gene Ontology annotation, biological process: mitotic sister chromatid segregation; kinetochore assembly. Bases 1 to 1044 code for a protein of 347 amino acids. The record is from RefSeq and is a predicted model, not a curated record. Gene Ontology annotation, cellular component: nucleus. The transcript has 2 exons.
AUGUCCCAAGAAGCUGUUGACAACGUCCAGCGUUUCGUGGAGAAGCGCGAACAAACAGAAGAAUUCUAUGAACAAGAACAACCUAGCGCUGCUGCUUUUCGCGAGUACAACAAACGGCUUGACUCGACGCUGAGGGAGCUCCAAAACCAAGUCAAGCGCCAAGAAAAUGACUUGCAGAAGCUUCGCGAGGUCAACUCCCUCGAUCUCUCCAAAAUAGGCCAGGAUCCAUGGGCGCGCGUCUCUCAAGUGCGAAGAGCCAAGGAAGCCUAUAAUUCUCUUCUGAAAUCACGCACGGAGCUGCCGAACCCCGAGUCCCCGUUGCCGUCUCUCCUUGCUGUUGAGGAAACGUCUCGGUUGAUCAACGAAACGAAAGUGUCGGUUUCAAUGACGGCAGAGAAGAUUUCGUCAGAUCGUCAACGGCUCAAGGCGGAGGAGGCGAAUCUUCGUGACGCUCAAGCAAUCCGUGACGGCUUGGAACAGCGACUCGAGAAGAUCCGGAACGAAAAGUCACAUAAGGAGGAAAAGACGCCUUCUCAACUCGCUCAGGAGUUCCUCGUGGAGCAACAGCAGAAAACUGAGAAUCUCGAUGCUGAGACGGAGAAGCUGAAAGACUCUCUGCGGACUUUUAUCGAUGAAAAUCUCGCUUCCAUGCUCGCUGCUGAGAGUCUGGGAGGUCCGACUAUAGGAGAUACGAUUGACAUUUCAGACGAUAUGCUAGAGAGGGGUUAUACGAACCAUGGAAAACCCAAAAAGCCCAGGCCCGUGGAAUCUACAGAAGGGGGUAGCAAUCAACGGCGAAUUGAUGAAAUGGUCCGUCAAGCAGGGCAAGGGGACACCGAGAGAAGAAGCAACAAGAGAGAGGCGGCGGGGGCUGAAAUGCACGACCUUCUUGAUGUCCUACUUCAAGCGGGUUCUUCCUACAUCGAUCUCCCGCGAGAAUCAGCUGCUUCUAGGUUUCUGGUAAGAGCCAAGGUUGCUCAAUUUCAUCCACGGGAUGCCAGAAAGCUAAGGUUGAUCGAUUUUGGACGUUCGUUGAGCGAAUGA